Messenger RNA from Asterias rubens (European starfish), 2221 nucleotides. RefSeq names its product THUMP domain-containing protein 3-like. The coding region runs from base 168 to 1598 and encodes 476 amino acids. Gene Ontology annotation, molecular function: RNA binding; tRNA (guanine) methyltransferase activity. NCBI's taxonomy places the organism in Eukaryota, Metazoa, Echinodermata, Asteroidea, Forcipulatida, Asteriidae. The transcript has 9 exons. Gene Ontology annotation, biological process: tRNA methylation. The record is from RefSeq and is a predicted model, not a curated record.
UAGACCCACCUUCUAUCGAGUGUUGACGUUUUGUUUGGGUCAAAGGUCGUAAACAAUCUGCACACGUGUGCGCGCUACAUACUGCGGGAAACAUCUUGCAUGUCUUGCAUUGCAACAACACGGGGUUGUGCAGCUCGGCGUAAUUUCUUCAAUAAGUAUUCAUUGGAAUGGAGGAAAAUAAAACGUUUUAUUUGGGAGCAACAGUUGCUACUGGAUUCGAAAGAACAGCCCAAGAUGAAUGCACAGAGAAACUUGGCCCAGAAGCCAAUGCCUGCAGUGGUAGGGGAAGGAUUUAUUUCCAACUCUGCAGAAGUCAGUUGAAGAAGGCAUUGGACCUUCGAAGUAUUGAUCAUUUGUUUGUCGUGGUUAAACGGCUUAAAGCCCUGGAUCUACAACAAAGCAAGGAUAAAUCCCUUGAUGAACUUUGUUGCCAUCUGACCCAUUCAGACUGGGAGCAGUCAGUGGAAGUAUGGACGCUCUUCAAGGGACUGGACUUCACCCCGACUGUCUUGGAGAGCUUUCUCUCGUCCUCAAGAACCAACGGAAAUACAUCCAGCAUCGAUGAAACUUCAAAUGAUAAACCUAGUGAUUGUUCUUCCGAGAGUGACACAUUAGAUAGUGUACCCAUCCAAGGGACUCUGGAUGCACAGCCAGCACACCCAUCGCUACCUGAGAACCCACCCUAUCUACCCACAUUUCGGGUGACUGGGCACCGCGUCGGCGAUCGGCAUAACUUCUCCUCUCAGGAAGCAGCCAGUAAGAUGGGAGAGCAUCUGAUCCGUCGCUACGGCUGGCCUGUCAAGAUGAAGAAGUUUGACAUGGAGGUACUGGUGAAUGUGAACAACGAUGACGCAACGAUUGGCAUUAAUCUGACGGAGGAAAGCUUGCAUAAGAGAAAUAUUAUCCACUUUGGUCCAACAACUCUUCGGUCAACACUGGCCCACUGUAUGCUGAGAUUAGGUGAGCCACAACCGGGGGACGUUAUAUGUGAUCCAAUGUGUGGUGGUGGCUCUAUACCAUUAGAGGGAGCCUUGAAUUGGGGAAGCUACUUCUUAGGAGGUGACAACCACGACAUCGCCUGUGUUCAUUCCAGAGAUAACGUGGCAGCUAUGAAUGAAAAGAGACAAUCACAAGGAAGUGGCUGUCUACGCAUGGAUGUCAUACAGUGGGAUGUAACCAACCUACCCCUGAGGACCAACUCACUUGACGUCAUUGUAUCGGACAUGCCAUUUGGUAAACGGAUGGGAAGUCGAUUGAACAACUGGGAGUUGUAUCGUCGUAGUUUACUUGAGAUGGGGCGAGUCUGUCGUCAGGGGAGUGGAAGAGCUGUGCUUCUCACUCAGGAUAAGAAGUGUAUGGCAAAGAUUCUUUUCAAAGUGAGUUCAGUCUGGAGGAAGAAGGUCCAACUAGUCAUUAACAUCGGUGGAUUGUAUGCGUGUGUUUACGUGUUGAAGAGACGAGGUAAGACCGAGGAGGCUUCAAAACAAGAGGCUGACUCUUCUAGCCAGUCUGAACACACUUCAAAACAAGAGGCUGACUCUUCUAGCCAGUCUGAACACACUUCAAAACAAGAGGCUGACUCUUCUAGUCAGUCUUAACAUGCUUCAAAACAAGAGGCUGACCCUACUAGCAAGCCCGCAGAUUCACAGGAAGCCACAACAGCACAAACAAGCUGAACUUUCACCAAGACUUUCCCAAGGAGUUUAACGGUGAUGAAGAUAGAGCGCACCACAAUGAGCAAGUUUGAUCAAGGACUUAUGGUUGACUGGUUGUUGGUUAUGAAGCAGAUGAAAACUGAAGUUGAACUGGAACAUGUCAAAGUGACCAUAAAAUGGGGGAGGCCGGUUUGCCUGGACGAGUUCAUGGAAGCCACUGAUGCCUUUUUAAAUAACUUGACCACGACAAUAUUUUGGGAAAUGUUUUUUGAAAACAUUGAAAUUACUUUUCCUGAAAAUACUUGAAAUAUCAAAAGCUAUGAAAAAUGCAAUUCCGUACGAAAAGGCACCAAAGCUUCAUUCAAGAGAAAGAGAUCACAUAAAAUUAAACAAUUUCAAUGGCAGAAUAUUGUAUCAAGUUUGGGUCAAUUUUUGAAGUUGCAAUUUUAGGCUCUGAAAUGAUGCAGUAAAGACAUAUGAAUAUUUGGAAAAUUCAGUUUAAAGGCAGUGGACACUAUUGGUAAUUACUCAAAAUAAUUAUUAGCAUAAAACCUUUCUUGGUGACG